Molecule: messenger RNA, 1189 nt
Organism: Lathyrus oleraceus (garden pea)
Lineage: Eukaryota; Viridiplantae; Streptophyta; Magnoliopsida; Fabales; Fabaceae
Product: tropinone reductase homolog
Exons: 6
Coding region: 348-1097 (249 amino acids)
Molecular function (GO): oxidoreductase activity
Source: RefSeq, a predicted model, not a curated record
GGCACACACUGCGUUUGGCGAUAAAACUGACUUUAUGACCACAACGAUUCUGACAAUGAAUAGUAUAUAGAAAUUUUUUUGCUUAUUAUUUAUAUCUCACAAACAAGAUCAAGGAAAACAACUUGAGAUUUUUCUUUAGCAUUUCAAGUGUAGUUAUAAACUAGAAAAAAUGGCUGAAACAAAGUUGAGCAGCGUGAAGGAUAAAAGAUGGUCACUAGAGGGUAUGACUGCAUUAGUGACAGGAGGAACUCGAGGCAUUGGGGUACCUUGUCUGAAUUUUCUUAUUCGUAAACAUCUCAACAAAAUGGUUGAACUAAGAGAAAGCAUCGUCACAUUCUUGACUCAUUAUGUUCCAUCCUUAUAUCAACCUCUUGUCCAGAAUGCACUUAGGGUACGCAAUUGUGGAAGAGUUAGCAGAAUUUGGAGCAGCAGUGCAUAUUUGUUCACGAAAUGAAAAUGAUAUUAACAAAUGUUUGGAAGUGUGGAAAAGCAAAGGGUUUAAUGUAACAGGAUCAAUAUGUGAUAUACUCAUUCAUGAACAACGCAAGACAUUAAUGGAGAAUGUUUCCUCUAUUUUUCAUGGAAAGCUCAAUAUUCUAGUCAAUAAUGCUGCAAAACCUUCAAUGAAGAAAAUAAUAGAUAAUAAUGAUGAAGAUAUAACAAGUAUAGUUGGUACCAAUUUUAUGGCCGGUUACCAUUUAUGUCAACUUGCACACCCACUUCUAAAAGAGUCUGGAUAUGGAAGCAUAGUGUUUACUUCCUCCGUUGCUGGUUUAAAAGCUAUUCCUAUUUUAUCUGUUUAUGCAGCAACUAAAGGUGCGGUGAAUCAAUUCACCAAAAACUUGGCAUUAGAAUGGGCAAAGGAUAAUAUUCGUGCAAAUGCUGUUGCACCUGGACCUGUCAAUACUGAACUUUUGGGAUCAAUAAUGGAUGCUUCUGAAGGGGGUGGAGUUGUAGAGGGUAUCGUGUCUCAAACUCCUAUGGGUCGUAUGGGAGAGACUAGAGAAAUAUCAUCAUUAGUUGCUUUUCUUUGUCUUCCAGCUGCAUCAUACAUUACUGGACAAGUUAUAGCUAUUGAUGGAGGUUACACUGCUUAGAUCAAUGCUAUUGAUAUAUUUCUCUAAAAAAAGAUGUACGAGCAUCUAAUUCCCUAGACCAAUAAAUGUAAUAAUGUUUCCAUCUUUCCUAA